Acanthaster planci (crown-of-thorns starfish) is the source of this 4879-nucleotide messenger RNA. RefSeq lists its product as uncharacterized. Lineage: Eukaryota; Metazoa; Echinodermata; Asteroidea; Valvatida; Acanthasteridae. The record is from RefSeq and is a predicted model, not a curated record.
CAAACUUGGCCCAAAUAUUUCUUGUAAAACAAAUAAAAAAAAUUAUACUUCCCUUUCUCAAAUGUACACUUCAAGGCUCUUGUCAGCAUUUUGUAUCAAACUAGAAAUUAAAGUGAAGUCAUACCUUUGGCAGUAGCACACUCCGUGUACAUAGGCAGAUGUCAACCCUGUUUGAUACUUUUCAGCUAAAGUCAAGCUCUCAAACAAUCACAAUUAAGAUGGUAUUUUGUACCUUACUUGCUAUCCUGGCAUUCAGAGUGUCGUAGUACUCUAUUAAACUCUAAUGCACGUUUGGGCAACAAAGAGAAUUAGUUCUAAAGUUUCUUGUACUCUCCACACACUAUUGAAAGAGAGCUUUCAAAGGAUAACUUACAAAGAACAAAAUACAAAUGUGCUAUUGUGUUCGGGGUUCAUAAGCUAUACUGGGUGACAAACUUCUUUUUUCCAUUUUUUUUAAAGGGGGGGGCCAGCUUUGUUAUAAUUUCCCUGCACUCAGCCAGUACUUAGAAAAACAAAAUUUGUAAGCCCCGCCCCCUUAAAAAUUACUGUGGGGGGUAUUCACCGCUUCUGUAGUGUUAACGUUGCUUAACUUCUAUGCCAGACAUCUAACGACCUAAAAAAGAUGUCUGACAUCAUCAGAUGGGGAUACCCCAACCUCAAUCCAUUGCACAAUAUUUGAAUCUUACAGAUCUUAUAAAAACAUAACACACAGCACACUGCUACACAUGUACAUGAAGUUACCGGUAGGGACCAGUCAACAAAACAAGCGACAGCUGGUAUAACUGUCACUAAGUUGUCGGGAUAUGAGCCCUGGAGACAAAAUGGAAUCAAAUUCUUCUGGCGUAGAAAAGGAAGUGACAGACAUCCCUCAGACUACAUAUGCCCAAAGACGGAAACGGGCACCAUCUCGUCGAAGGAAUAAAAGAGCCAUGAAAGCACAUUUCAAACCUCAGUCUAUAAACCACCACAGGCCCACGGUAGUCUUCAUCUUGCUGACCAUUUUCAUGCAUGAACACGUACUGGCCAAACGUGAUGAGGACCAGUGUUUAACCUGUAGAUACAAGACAAUUGAGCAACCCCAAUGUCAGUCUGAAAUAUUCGUAGAAAAGGUGACCACUUUUGUGAAUGAAACCAACUUGUGCUGCUAUCAGGAAUUGGGAAAUCAAAGGUACGCAUACAUAAACCAGAACUUCACUUUCAACUGCAGCGACGUCAGAAGCCUGAAAGAGUUCACAGUCAAUGAUAUGCAGUAUCUUCUUAUAACAGACAGAGGGAAAAAGGGACAAGCAGGUGCAACAGUCAGAUUAAUCCGGUUUGACGAAGAUCAACGAGAAUUCUCAACUGUGCAAACUCUUCACAUCAAGGAUGUGUACAGCUCAAAUAUAGUCCAGCAUAGGGGUCAGAUUCUUCUGAUGGUUUCUGUAUUCAGUGGGCAAGAGUGUGGCCGAUGUCAGAAUGCAAAACGCAAACCCAGACGCAAAAGUCGGGUUUACAUAUGGAACCACUCGACGGAAAGGUUUGACCAGAGAGCAAUUCAGCGUCUUCCAGCGGCCAGGCGCAUACAUUGGUUUCUGGAUAAAUACAACAAUGUUAAGACUGUCAUUCUCGUCAUCGGACACUGUAACUGUCCCACACAGUUAUUUUUCUGGGACAGAAGUACAAACCAGUUUCAUCAACUUGAGUUUCAUCAAACCGAUAUGCAUGCAGCCAUGAAAGGUGAUUACGACAUAACUGUGCAGUCUGUCCGACAGGCAAGAACACAACACAUUCUACUGGGCACAUUAGCAAAGCAACAGCAGUUUAGAAUCUGGGUCUACAGAUGGUUGCCGAACCAGGGACUGGUUUACCACACAAAUGUAACAGUCCCUGUAUUUCUUAGUGAGCAUGAAGGUUUGAGUGUUCUUCAACACAAAGGCCAGGUCUUCAUGUGCAGCAAAUCCACACUAAAAAUGCUAGAGGGCCAGGUGGAAUUUUACAAGCUGCUCUUGGAUAACUCUGUUUCCCAAAGUAAGGCUGUUCAAACAGAAGGGGAAACAGGAGAAGGACCAUCUUUCUGUGAGCUCUUUGUCCAUCCAGAGAACCAGGAACUCUAUGCAGCUGUUGGCUACGGACGUGAUGGCACAAAACUCUUCAGAUACAACCUGUUGAAAGACAGGUUUAUAAAUGCCGGCAAGCUGUCUGAGGACAUAUGGGUGAGGGACGUGGUACAUUUCCAAAGAGGUGAUGACAUCUUUGCUGUCUUGAGUUGUGCAACAGAGCACAAGUGCACAGUCUAUGGCAUUGAGUAAAUCAUCAAUAUUCAUUCCAGGCGAUAUGGUCAAAUCAGACAGCUCCUGGGAUGUUUCCAAAGGAAUAUUACAUGUAGCCAGUCUUGAGUCAAAGAUAGAGAGUUAGUCCAACUCCGUCCAGUUGAAAUUCUUGCUUUUGAUCGUGAAACUUUGAAAAGCUAAGAAAACUGAUGAGAUUGGAAAUUAUUAAAAUAUUUCUGUAUUAUAGAUAUUUCCCUCAUGAAGAAUGCUGGGACAGAUUUUGGAGAUUCCUUGUACAAAAUGUAAAUGUACUAAAGCUUUAUAUUUUACUCAGAAAAAGGCCUUUUAUUUUAGAUGUCAGCAUUGCAGUUCAAUUUUAUAUAGUAUUUCAUUUCUAAAUGUGUUUAAAGUAUUUGAUAUAAAUUUUUGUAAUAUGAUACUGACAAACAUGGUAGAUGCAUUAUAUAUGCAUAAUAUAAUCAUUUAUGUAAAGACCUCACAAACAGCCCAUUCCUAUUGGUCGAGAGCCCAUAGCAUAGACUGUUUUUAACAUAACAGAUGACACAACAAAUCAACUGAUUUUGAAUUCCUUUACAUGUGAAAUUUGGACUGCCAUUUUCAUGGGUUCUAAUCCUUAUCAUGACAAUGACUGACCUACGUAUAAUGAUCGUCAUAUAGUCAAUACAACUGCUUAGUCUGCACGUUUACAGAGUUUACAUCUCAUUCUGCAUUGUUACCAUGACAUCUAGUGAAACGUCAUGCAGUAUGGACUAUGUGAAAUCUUGCUAGCCACGUACCACAGAUGUGGCUUGUGGACGUUUCAUGAAACUUGAGGCAAAAUGGAUGAAUAAAAGUCAUAGCACAUUGAUUUCAUCCUGGAUUUGCUGUUGUCCACAAUCAAAAGGUGUUUAUGGAUGGGAAUAAAAGUGUGAUGAAGCAGUUAAAUGAAUCGGGAGAACUAUCAAGAGACUUCCAUCAUAUUUAUUCCCUGAUUUAAAUUUGUGCAUUUUUGAACAAUUUGUUUUGGAUCAAAGUGAUCAAAUAUAUUGAACAAACUGUUCAAACAUUGUUUGUCAAUGGCUGAACAAAGCUAGAACUCUGCAUGGAUGUGAUUAGUGUAGCUUUUUAUUAGUGUUUGAUUCUUCAUUAAUGACUAUAUGCCAUCAACUUGAAAUGGACUUGAAUGAUUAUAAGUUACAGUGCAGAAACCAAGACUGAUUUUUUAAAACAGGAUUUGGUAGAAUCUUAUUCCCAACAUUCUGAUAGAUUGUACAAAAUAUAAAGGGUUUGAAAACGGCACAGCACAAUCCAAUCUUGAGAGAUAAAUUAGUGCUUACCUUGUUACUGCUAUGUGUAAGACAACAGAUUUAUCUCAUAACUUCCAUCAACCUAAACGACAGUAAAAUUCAAGUUAGAUAUUUCUUGAAGCAAGGAAGUAUUCUGUGUAGUCUGAAAAAAAUUGUUGAUGAGAUAGUUUUCACAAUGUUUUAAAACGUUCCUCCAAAAUAACAUUCUAUUAACGUUUCCUUCAGAUGGCAAGGACUAAAUGCUUUGCUUUGAAGCUUGAAAAUGAUGUCAAAUCUAGAGGUACAUAUACCCGGUAGUUUUUGAACGGAGGGGUGUAGGUCAUUGAUUAUUCUCCUCUCCCCGCCAAAACGCACCUUCUCUUGGAGAAAAAAACCCUAAGGUUAUUUUCAACAUUUCCAACCUCCAAUUAGAAAUACACACCAUAGUGAUGUAAGGUUAGAGCAGGAUACAACGUGAUGUAUGACAAACGUAAGAUGCACAGAUUGCCAGUUUUGCACAUAAAAACCAGUAGCAGCAAAGCAGUGGAUGACAGUGUGUGAUCAGUGGGCAUUAUGCCCUUACACUGCCUGUACUUCUUUACACGUAGUCUCAUAAUAUAUAUAACAUAUAUAAUACGUGAACUUUUCUGUUCUUUGGCCUCGCCACCUUUUUGUUUCAGAUGCUUCAAAUCCAUUGUUUUGAAUCUACAUGGGCCAGAUUAAGCAUAUGGACGAUUUUUUUUCACAAUUGGAAAAAUUGGGUCAUAUAUGGCUAGAAUUCUUCAACUGUGCGAAAAUUCCCAACACCAAGAGGUGAAAUUUCCCUUUGUUGUGUUUUGUUGGACACAAAAAACAUGUACUUUGGAAUACAAUUUGCCAGUCCAUGCAUACAAGUGUGCAGUACGUACAUGUAUAUACCUGCAUGUGUCUUAAGGAGCUUCCCCUUAUGUCAUGUGAUAUUGGUAUUCUGUCCAUGGGCUAUACAUGUACGUGUACAACUAAACAAUCUUAUGGUAAGCAUUUCACAGGAUGCUGCAUAAGGGCAUUCUCAAUGACUUUCCCAAAUGUGUUAUCUCUGUUAUUUGAGGAUGCAAUGCAGAUGAAAAUAUCAUGAUUUUGUGCACAUUCAAUUAAAAAUUGGUCUUGUACCCUGUGAACUACUCAUACCCUUUGCUUGUCUUAGAUGAGUAUGAAUUGAGUCUGGUAUGAUGAUUCUGUACCUUACACAAUUCUGUGCUUACAGCACUUGCACAAUAUAUGUCAUAGCCCUAUAAAUGACUUGAAGUCCCUUGCUAACCCAUGAAAUAAAUGCUAAGCAUGAGAACUAAAUUAUUUCAAGAUUAA